Molecule: messenger RNA, 5952 nt
Organism: Elephantulus edwardii (Cape elephant shrew)
Lineage: Eukaryota; Metazoa; Chordata; Mammalia; Macroscelidea; Macroscelididae
Gene: BRD10
Product: KIAA2026 ortholog
Exons: 8
Molecular function (GO): protein binding
Source: RefSeq, a predicted model, not a curated record
CGGGCCGGCCGCGCUCCGCCGGGCCCCGGGCCGGCCGCGGGGCUGCUGCAGAUGGCGGAGAAGUUCUCCCGCGGCCAGUACGCGGGCAUCACCGAGUUCGUGGCGGACUUCAGGGCGAUGCUGGAGACGUGCUACCGCCUGCACGGCGUGGACCACUGGAUCUCCAGGCAGGGCCAGAAGCUGGAGAUGAUGCUGGAGCAGAAGCUGGCGCUGCUGUCCCGGAACUUGAGAGAAAAGACAACGAUAGCAGUUACAUCUAGAGGCUAUUAUGGAUUGGAGGAUGAGAAGGGAACUGCAUGUACUUCAACAAGGCGUCGGUCAACACCGAGAAGUUUGGCAGGCUUGACAAGUGGAGUUUUUGAAUCUAUAAUGGUUCAAGUUUUGAGACAGGAAGAACAGCUGAGAGCAAAAGAAGAAAAAAGGCUUCGGGAGCAGGAAAGAAAAGAAGCAGAAGAAGCUAGUCAGAAGGAAAUAGAAGAAUGGGAAAGAAAACUUCUAGCUCAAGCAGCUCCAACAUGUAUGGAGACCAUGUGGGAAAUUCCAGCCAUUGGGCAUUUUCUUUGUUUAGCCCAGCAAAUUCUGAAUUUGCCAGAAAUCGUCUUUUACGAAUUGGAACGUUGUCUUUUAAUGCCUCAGUGUAAUGCUUUUCUAUCAAAGAUAAUGACUUCUCUAUUGAGUCCUCCCCAUCGCAGAGCUACCUUACAUCGGAGACCUGCCUUGCCUUACAGGAGCUGGGAGGCAGCUCUGAGACAGAGAGUGCAGCAGUGGUACACUGCCGUCGGGCAGACAGAGAAUCCUGACGGCUGUGCUGAGAAGCUUGGCUUAUGUCCUCAGUUUUUUAAAGUUCUGGGAGAAGUUAACCCAUUGGAAGAAAAACCUUUCCACGAACUACCUUUCUACCAAAAAGUUUGGUUACUUAAGGGGCUUUGUGACUUUGUGUAUGAAACGCAAAAAGAAGUUCAAGAUGCUGUCCUUGGACAACCUAUCCAUGAAUGCAGGGAAGUUAUCCUUGGUUACGAUUAUUUGGAGAAUGCUUAUGUACAUUUCCCACAGUUCUGUGGUGCAGAUGUGCGGAUUUAUAAACAGAGACCCUUUCAAGCCCCUGAAUUUCCAGUUCCACCCAUCAAAAUACAAAGAGUACCUCGGAUUAAACUGGAAAAACUGAAGUGUGACUAUGUUAAUACAAGUAACGGAGAACAUAGGUGUUGUAGAGGCAGCGUGCCCUUUGCUUUCAAGAGAGACCAGGGAAUGAAUUUUGACCUAACUUGCUGCCCUGCUAAAAUGAGUUUAGAUAAUCAUGACAUCUCUGUUGAAAUGGAGGUAAAAUCCAACUGUGAAAUUAGAAUUCGCAGGUCCUGUGAAAUUAAAAAAGCAGACUGUUACAAAGAAAAUUUAGAAAAACCAGGGAGUCCAGGGGAAGUUGCUGGCUUUGGAGCGCCUCUCAGCCCUGGUGAAAUAAGGUUUCUAGAAAAUCAGGGAAAAUGUGAUGAAGCUUCCAGACUAAAGCCUGAGCCCAGUCCUUUUAAAGAAAAUGCUCUCAAAUCUUGCCAGAUACAUGUGAAUGGAAGUCAUGGUGAUUAUUCCGAAAUGAACUGCCACAGAGUUGUGAGGGAUAUUCUACUAGAAGAAUCACUGCAGAGCCACAAGAAACUCAAACUAACGAAAAUGCGGGCAAAAAAGAAGAAGAAGAAGAAAAAGAAAUUGAAAGAUGUUUUGAAUGAAAACUUACAGAGAAAGCGUGAAGGUCUUCAUUCUCUUGCAUUUAAAUCUUGCAAGCCUGAGAUCCAGAAUAAGUUACUGAUCAUUAAGAAGAAGGCGAAACACAAGAAGCACAAAUCUGGAAAAAAAUCCCUAUCUAAAAAAGCAAUUACAAAGAAGAGGAAAGCGGUCACAAAGGCGCCUCCUGUGCCAGAAUUCCAGCUUAUUUGCACUAAUCUUGAUGAACUCAGGGAAUUAAUCACAAAAAUCGAGAAUGAACUCAAAGAUCUGGAAAACAAUAGAAAAAAAUCGGGUCGGUGGUAUCAUCGGAGGCAAGCUGUAAAAGAACUACAUAGCACAUUGAUCCGCCUUUUAAAUGAGUUGUUGCCAUGGGAACCAAAGUUAAUGAAGGCUUUUCAAAGAAACAGGAGCCGUCUUAAGAGAGACUAUGAUGACUUCAGAAGACAGCCUGACCACGAUAAGUUCACCAGAGAACUGUGGGCCAGUGAGGAAGGUGAAAGUGACCCUGGAAAAGAUGCUCCUCAGGUAGAAGUUGGCAAGUCUGUAGACUUAGCAGAACCUCUGGACACCCCAGAGAAAGAUCAUCUUGAUUUAGAUGAUACGAAACUGUCUGAAGUAGACUUUUCUAUGGGCAGAAGCAAGCUGUUGAGAAAGGAAUUGCCUUCUAAAGAUGCUCUGAAGACACUGCCCAAAACACUGAAGCGACCAUCCAAACAAACCAGUUACCUGGAUGACAGCACAAAAGAGCUUUCCCCAAGGAAGAAAGCAAAGUUAAGCACAAAUGAAGUAGAAAUUCAGAAGUUAGAGGAUGAGGUGCAGACUGACUGUUUUAAUGAACCCAAGUGUGUAGAGCCGCUGCUUCCAGAGUCACUAGCCUCAGUGGAUUCAGCCCCAGUGUCUUCUCUCCAGAAAGGGACCAAACCGAUUCAGGCCUUGCUUGCAAAGAAUAUUGGGAACAAAGUGACCUUAACAAACCAGCUGCCUCUUUCCACCGGUAGAAGUACUCCUGCCGUGGACAAGCCAGUGCUCUCUCCUCCAGAAGCAAGCCCCACAAAACCAGCGUUGACCUGCCAGGCCAGUACAAAAGGCCCCUUACAGAUGGUAUACAAGAUGCCCAGUGGCCAGUGGUUGCCAGUCGAUCUUCAAAACAGCUCUGUAAAGAUUCAGAUGCAGCCUGUGGUGGAUCCUAAAACUGGAGAAAAAGUCAUGCAGCAGGUUCUCAUUCUCCCCAAGAAUUUUGUGAUUCAGCACAAGGAGGGAAAAGCUGUUGCAAAAGAAGCAUCUCCUUUUCAGCCAAAGGGUACUGAGCAGCUUUGUUCACCUGUCCCCCAGACAGCAAACGUAAACCCUUCCGUAGCGUCAGUUCUUGUCAACUCAACGGGAACCGUGUCUCCCCAACUACCUAGUACAGUGUUCAACAAGACAGUUGCACCUUUGACAAAUGUGAGUAGUGCUAGACCUCAGCCCCUGUCACCUCUAACCUCUGUAAGUAAUUUAUUAACACCGCAGGUGAAGACUAACCAGAGUGAGGCUGGAAAACCCAAGAAUGCACUUUCAGCAGCCACGUUCCCCCAGUCCAUAGCUUCACCCUCCAUUUCCUCAACAGUUCAGCCUCUCUUACAAGCCACGACACUGAGUGGACCUGCAAAUCCUGGAAGUUCCCUCAAUUGUUUUGCACAACCAGCCACUGACUCUUCUGAAACAAAGCAGGAACUGAAGACUGUGUGUAUAAGGGACUCCCAGUCAAUUCUUGUCAGGACCCGAGGUGGGAACACAGGGGUUGUAAAAGUACAGACCAAUCCAGAUCAGAACUCACCCAGCAGUUUAUCUGCAAGUUCAGUUUUCACUUUUGCUCCUCAGCUUCAGGCAUUUCUUGUGCCAAAAUCAGCAGCCUUGUCCUCCUCUACCUUUUCACCAGGAGCCGGCACCACUCCUACAUCUAGUCUCCCACCCUUUGGCCAGACCUCAACUUCGGUUUCCAUUCCAGCUGGCUUUAAUCCAAGUGUGGGAAAAAGCCUCAAACUUACGUUAGGCCAACCAUCUGGUAAUGGUAACCUGGGCCCCCUGGUAGACAAAUCACCGCCCUUGUCCUCUUCUCCUUUGAAGGCCCCUGCUGCCUCGAGCCCUCAACAGCCAUCAGCCACAAGUGGCUGCGUCAGUGGUGCCAGCGCAGCAACAGGGAACCCUGGGCAAAUGAGCACAAGUGUCAUUCAGACUCCAGCCAGACAGCAGCAGGUAGACCAGACCUCAAAAAGUGACCCUGUCAUACGUGCUGAGGCGGCAGCUGCUGCCAGUGCAGACCUGGUCAGUGGGGCUCCAGUUCAGAAGCUCAUGCUGAUGUCAGCUUCCCCGGUCCUCCCUCCCAGCAGCGGAAGUGCAAUCGCUGUGCCACCUGCACCCACAUCCACAGGGAUUUCUACCCAGAAGUUAGUUUUUAUUAAUACUCCAAUUCCCAGUGGCACUUCAACCCCAACCAUUGUUGCAGAAUCAUUAAAACAAACCCUCCCUCCCACUUUGAGUAAAACAUAUGUUAAGGCUCCAGAACACCCCCAAAUAGUGCUGAUUCCCUCGACCGUGGGAGGGCCAAUCAAACUAAACCCACCGCCAACCGUGUCUCAGAUAAAAGAUGUGAAAAUUGGACUGAACAUAGGCCAAGCAAUUGUCAACACUUCAGGCAGUAUGCCACCGGUGCCGUCGGUGAACAUACUGCAGAACGUCACCCAGCAAGGAGAAGAGAAGAGCAAGGGCUAUGGCCUGCCGCUGCCGUUGUCGCCGGGUGGGAGCUCACUUCCACGGAGCUCCAGCCUUGGGACUCAGGGUCUCGCCCCUGUCAACGAGGGCAUAGCUUCUACACCACGAGUGUUUGCAGUAACAGGACCAAAUGUACCCUUGGGCUCUCUCUCCGUGACCUCAGCUUGUGCUUCUGUUGGGACACGACCUCCUGUUCUGGUCGGGGGAAGUGAUACCUCUUCACGACUGAUGCCUGUUUUGUCAAAUAGACUCUGCACAUCGAAUCUCGGCAACACUGUGGCUAUCUCAACUGUGAGAACAGGACAUCUUGCAUCAUCUGUUCUGAUUUCAACUGCACAACCAGCAGUCUCUCCUCAAUGUUUAACGUCCGCUCUGCAGAUCCCUGUGACUCUUGCCUUGUCUGCACCUGUGACCGCGUCCCCUGCCGUAAUCAGCACAGUUCCACAUGUGCCAGCAGGCCCAGGAGCUUCACAGGCUGUGGCUCUCCCUAAAAGGCAGUCUCAGACUUCUGUCCACUUUCAGUCGCCAGGGAUUCCAACUCCAGUGCCAGCUCCCAGAAACACAAGCAAACCUCAAACCGAGUUGCCAGGCCUUUCACCCAGUCCAGGCAAAGUCAUUAAUAUUUCCAGUUUUGCUGCUAUGCCCAACCAACAGCCAUCUCCGGCUUCAGCGAAACCAGCCUCUGGUUACAGUUCUGCGCCCAGUGGCUCCGCCCUUCAGACUGCGACAGCCCCGUCACCUCUGUCCAGUAUGGCAGGCACUCAGCUCAGUGAACCUUGUGUUCAGCAAAAAAUUGUCAUCAACACCAGUACACCUUUGGCCCCCGGUACUCAAAUCAUGAUUAAUGGGGCUCGGUUCAUUGUUCCCCCACAGGGCCUGGGGGCUGGCAGCCAUGUCCUGUUAAUAUCUGCUAAUUCAAAGUACAGCCCUCCCUUAGUUCUGAACAGUGGCCAGGGCAUCCCGCCCACUCCCGUCGACAUCCCUGCCCCAAAGAUCACACUGGCGUCAGAUCAUUCUUCAAGCAGCCAGGCUGCAAAGCAGCCGCUACAAAGUUCUACAAAAAGCGUCGGCUCUCUUGGGAGUGCAGGUUCACCACCCCCAGUACAGACAACACCACAGGUGGUGAGCACAACCGUACAAGGGCCAAUCACCUCGCCGGCACCCGUGGUGUCCUCGACGUCUGUAAUCAAAUCUCCUCCAGCUGCUCUGGUGGCUAAAACAUCUCUGGUCUCUGCCAUUUGUUCUAGUAACCCUCCACUGCCAAGGAAUACUUCAGGGUUUCACUUGGACACACCCGUCAAAAAACUGCUGGUCAGCCCAGAAGGAGCGAUUUUAAAUACCAUCAAUAUUCCAGCCUCAAAGGUGUCUUCACUCUCUCCAUCUCUCUCUCAAAUUGUUGUCUCUGCCAGUCGGGACCCCACCUCUGUCUUCCCUGCAUUUCAGUCAUCUGGUUUAGAGAAACCAGACACUGCUGCAUCUUGA